AUGGAUGCUGUUCUUAGAGGUGAUUCUGAUUGUUCAAUGGUAGGAAAAACUAUUAUCCUGCCUUCAUCGCACACUGGGGUACCCCGAUAUAGGGCUCAAAAUUAUCAAGAUGUAAUGACAAUUUGUAGAUGGGCUGGAUAUCCGGAUUUUUUUCUUACUUUCACUUGCAACCCAGAGUGGCCAGAAAUAAAUGAAAUGCUCCGCUUAAGUAACCAAGAGGGCGAUGAUAGCCGGGUUGACAUCAUAUGCAGAGUUUUCCAAAUAAAAUUAUUCCAACUAAUGCAAGAUUUGAAAAAGCAACAGUCUCUUGGGAAAAUAAUUGCCUACGACCAUAUUGAUAAAUUAAUAACAGCAGAAAUACCUGAUUUGGAGGUUGAUCCCGACGGUUAUAAUGUCGUCAAGAACUUCAUGAUGCAUGGACCAUGUGGAGAACACAAUCAUCAUUGCCCAUGUAUGAAGCAAGGAAAGUGCACCAAGCAUUUUCCAAAAAAAUUCAACGAUCGAACAACAUUUGAUGCAGAUGGAUUUCCAAUUUAUAAGAGAAGGAACACAGGUACUCAGGUCAAGAAAAAUGGAGUCUUAUUAGACAACAGAUAUGUUGUACCUUACAAUAAGAACUUGAUUGUCAAAUUUGGUGCACAUAUAAAUGUUGAGCUAUGCAAUUACUCAAGGUCGGUGAAGUACCUGUUCAAAUAUGUCAAUAAAGGAUCCGAUAGAGCAACAACAACUGUAGAAUGUACAGAUACUGCUGUAGAAAUUGAUGAGAUUAAAAGAUAUCUAGAUUGCAGAUAUAUAUCAGCUACGGAAGCUUGCUGGAGGAUAUUUAAAUUUGGCAUACAUCACAAAGAACCAGCAGUUGAGCGAUUGCCAUUUCAAUUAGAGGGAAAAAAUCCAAUAAUAUUCGAAGAAGAAAGAGACAAAACUUGGACCAAAAGGAGAAAUGGCAACGUAGUUGGUAGAAUUUACUUUGCUCAUCCUGGAAGUGGAGAACGUUUUUAUUUGAGAAUGCUGCUUAAUUUUUUCAAAGGGUGCACUUCAUUUGAAAGCAUCAGAAGAAUAAAUGGAGUAACGCACGAAAAUUAUAAAGAUGCAUGCUACGCUUUAGGAUUACUAGAAGAUGAUAAAGAGUGGAAUGGCUGCUUGGCUGAGGCUGUACUUUGGGCAACAGGAAACGAGUUAAGAAAUCUCUUUGUGACAAUACUUAUUCACUGUCAGGUAACUGAUUGUAGAAAAAUUUGGAAGACCAACUUUGAGAUUCUAUCAGAAGAUAUAAUAUCAUUACAGAGAAAGAGAUUUCGAUUGAAAGAUUUACAGUUGACAAAAAAACAACUUGAAGCAUAUACAUUAUUUGAGAUUGAAAGCAUCCUAUUGAAGAUCGGAAAAAGUCUGAAAGACAUAGAUGGAAUGCCACUCCCAGAUUCAGCUUUACUAAAUAAUGCCGGAAAUCGUCUUAUCACUACUGAGGAGCUAGACUAUGACAAAGAUGCUCUAAAAUGGUGCAUGACCAAUCAUUCCCGCUGUUAA
Molecule: messenger RNA, 1524 nt
Organism: Nicotiana attenuata
Lineage: Eukaryota; Viridiplantae; Streptophyta; Magnoliopsida; Solanales; Solanaceae
Exons: 3
Coding region: 1-1524 (507 amino acids)
Source: RefSeq, a predicted model, not a curated record